AUGUCCGCCUCCGCGAGAAACCGAACCGCUACCGUCAGCUCUGGGAAGUCGUCGCAAAGGGGUCGGAGCAAUGAGAUGCAGGAUUUCAACAUGUCGCAGCCCAAUAUUAUGCGUUACUUCGAGCCAUGCGCCGCGACGGCGUCCAUGUUCCUGUAUGCGCAGGGCUCAUCCAUCGUCUGCUGCCACCACGACACCCUUACAAUCGAGAGGAGGUUUUCGAGACACUCGGACGAGGUUCAGUUACUUGCAGUCGACACCCAGAGCGAGAUUGGAGCGGGGAGGCUGGUAGUGAGUUACGAUGCUGGGCAGACAGCGAUUGUCUGGGAUAUUAUGACAGGCGACGAAGUGGCUCGGUUUGCAUCGUAUGAGCAUCUUACGACUGCCGCUUGGAUGCGUAACGGCAACGUUGCUUUUGGCAACACCCAGGGCAACAUUAUUCUAUUCGAGCCUACUACAUCAGAACAUAUUUCUUCAAGAACGAUUGACCAGAUCGCAGUAACAGCACUCGCACCGGCCGCAGACUGUCGGACAUUUGCAAUCGGUUAUCAAAACGGAUCUCUGCUGGUCGCAACCCUUCAGCCGCGAUUCACCAUUCUACACAACCUGGGCACCUCAAGAGCGCCUUCACCCAUCGUCACCCUGAACUGGCAUGCAUCGUCAUCUCGACAGAAGUCGGACAUGUUGGCGUCCCAAACUCAUGAUGGCGACCUACGAGUUUGGAGCGUCUCUAAAUCAUACAGCAGCGACGACCCCGCCAAGGUCGUGAGAAUCCUCAAGCGUACCGACAACUAUCAAAGCGGACCGAACUGGAUGGGCUGGUCAAAGAACGGCCGAAUCAUUCAGUAUUCCGACUCGGAAACACUAUCGUGGGAUGUCCGUACUAAGCACGUUACUUGGGACAGUAUCCCGACGCUUGAGCAUGUCAGAGGCCUGGCCGUGUACGGCCCCGGUGCCAGCCUAUUCACACUCGGAGCCAACAACACGGUUCAGCAGUUCGAUCUCAACACCCCGUCAAUCAUCGUGGCCAACGUCCAGCAUCCUGCUAACCUGUUGCCGCCAUCACCGCCGGUCUCAAUCGAGGAACAGCAAGGGCAAAAGACCUCAACAACAAUCGUCACCGACUCUGAUGCCACCUCUGGUACAAUUGAACUGGGUAUCUCCGAGAGCGACGAAGACCACCUAUCGCCCUUUGACCGCAUCGUCGGCCGGAAGGACACGGACACUCCCAAGGCGCUUGAUCCCUAUGAUGCCGACACAGCAAGCGCAGCCUCUAGCCGCAGCGGGCUCUCUUCGAUCUCAAAAUCUUCCGGAGGAUCUCGGACACCCGGCCGCUACCCUUCGUCAGCUGUCUCACGAGGUAUGACUGAAAACACAUACAUCUCGGCCGGUUCGUCUUUGAGGUCAUCCGCUGCGCCGUACCAAGAAAGAGACAUGUACUCGAUGAGCGGAACCUCGAUGAUGAGCGGUACCUCAAUUUCUUCCUACCGCUCUCGCCGCUCCAGGCCCUCCCGCCUGCGUAAUGAGGUUCUGCCAAGCCCAGUUGACAGCAAGGUUCAGGACCUCUUCAAGUACACAAGAAGCCGGCUCAGUGACAUUCCUUACAAGCACCCAGUCACCACUGAUAACAGCCGCCUGACUAACGACGAUCUUCGCAAGCAAAUGCUGAACACCAUCUUCGGAUGGAACAAGGAGAUCGAGGAUCUGGUCCGGGAGGAGUUGAGCAGACACAACGCUGGCUCACCGGGCCGCAUCCUACUGAUGAGGUGGCUUGGCGAUAUUGACGCUGAUGUUAUGGCAGCGAGUUCAGCCUCCAUGACUUCUUCCGACUGGAUGUUGCUAGCCCUCAGCGGUAUCGGAGGCCAAGCCUCGCAGCACAAGUUGGGUCGAGCUUACGUUCAGAGACUACUGGAGCAUGGCGAUCUUCACGCUGCGGUUACUAUUCUCAUUGGAAUGGGUGACCACAAUGACGCGAUCGAGAUUUACGUCUCGCACAAGAAGUACAUGGAAGCUCUCAUUCUGACCUGCCUGUUCUAUCCUGCCGUUUGGGAACGACAGUCAGCUAUCAUUAAGAAAUGGGGAGAAUGGGCUGUCAUGCAUGGGCAACAGCAGCUUGCAAUUACCUUCCAGAGCAUCAACCAGAACCUCAACGAGAGCAUUCCCGAAGUGCUGUCGCCACCAUUGUCGCCCCCCGGCAUCAACCGCGGACCUCAAAGGAGCAUCGCAAAGACGUCCGCUCUGAAGCUCAUCACGUCUUUUGGCGAGCAGCCCGGCAAGUCAAAGUUCUUUUCUCAGGGAGAUGGCGGCCAGACUCCCAUUGCCGCCGGCCCCACUCCUAUUGCGGAUUCCGCUGUCUCUCCCGGCGGCUACGAUGUGACCACUGCGUUCAUCCGCCCACCAAACCGCAGUCAAUUCAACACGCCGAACUCCGCAAGAUCUGGAGCGUCUGGCUUCAGUCGCAAGCGUCUUCCCUCCAUCGGUGAGAUCCCAGGAGACUUGUCCCGCGAUCAGCUCCACGCCGAAGGCGAAGAGUCCCGGCGCGCCAUGCAAAUGCGCAUGUCUUCUGCCGAGCAGGAUAACCUUGCCGCCGGUCUUUCGUUGCAGAGGGCCGCUACCGCAAGCCCCAUGAUGAUGCGUGACCAAUAUAAGAAGAUCACUACGCGGACAAGAGAGCCUCCUCCGCCGUCUCCCGACGCCAGAAUGCUCGUCAAAAUGGAGGGCAACAUGGCUCAACGCAACGGUUCUCGAGACCGCAAGCCAAAGGGCCUUCAUCUUGAACUCGCGGGUCUCAAUAACAUGGCCAAUGAGAUUACUUCACCCGAACAGUCUGUGUCAUCUUCGACCCGCUUCCACUGGCCCUCUCGACGUCGCGGCCCGGGAUCCGUCACAGGCUCUGUGACGUCUCAGUCUACUACGGGCAAAAGCCUUCGCAGCAAUACCACUGGCGGACGACAGGACUAUAUCCACAGCCUCGACACCGCUCAGCGUCUUCAGCAACGCAAACAGCGAAGCCGACACGCAAGCCGAGAAGGUAAGAGGGACGGCUCCCGUGGUCGCGAUCGCGAUCAUAGCCGCACUCGCAAGACGACUUCUCGUGAGGCUUCGGCGGAACGUGGCCGUGCCUCAAGCCGCAACUGGCCCAAGCCGAAGCGCUCGCCAACCUCACCCAUUCCCAUGUCGCCUGAGGACCUUAUCAACUUGAGUACUCCCAGGAUGCUGCCAGAGGUUGUGGACCCUGCCACAGUGAGAAAGUCCAGUAAGAGCCGAAAGGGAACCAGUCGCGCGUCCAGCCGUGGCAGCCAGGGCCGCGCUAGAAGCCCCGAGACUAGACACCGCCCUCCUGCGCUUGAUCUCCGUGGGCGAAGCGCGGACCGUGGCGUUGGCUCUCAUGCUCGGUCACCUUCGUCCCCGCUUCCCCUCUCAGCCAACCUGGUCCAUUACCAAGGAUCCGAAGACGAGGAAGACUACGUCAAGGCCGUCGUUGCACAAGAGAACUUUAGGAAUAGGCAUAACAGGAGCACUAGUCAGCACGGAUCUCGCAAGGCCCUCUCUCCUGAGCUUACUAGAGAGUUCCCCCGGCGAGACCGAUCCGAGAGUCGCCGUCGCCAAGCUGAUGAGAACAUGGAUCAGCCCCGCGAUGCUGCGCCCACCCAGUCCAAGUCGCGCGCCGCCUCUACUGAGCACGCUGGAGACCUAAAGGCCAUGAAGGAUGAAAGACAACGCAAGAAGGAAGAAGCCGCCCGGGAGCUUGAGGAGCGCCGGAAGUCGCUUGCACAGCGUCCGUCGGCACCCCCCAUCCCCCAUCCCAGUCAUAUACGCAUCGGCAUUGAACCGUCAUCCAGCGCCUUCGAGCUUCCCCCUCGCAGUCACACUGCCGACCCGACCCAGAGGAGCAUGUACGCUCGUAGCAACUCCAACGUCCACAUCGGGCUUCCUGCGACCCCUAAGGCCAUGCGUCUUAUCAUUGAGUCGGACAAGGACAAGAACAGCAUCCCGGUGCCCCCAAUCCCAGCGACAUUUGCGCAGCGUCACUCUCCAGUGACUUCUCCUCAGGAGCAAUCCCCCGACAAGGAGAAGGAGGCCGAGUCUCUUACCCUGCUUCCGCAGACGACGUACCAACUCCCAUCUUCGGUCUACCAGCCUCCGGCCCGUGGCAUGAUCCCGCGCAGCAUGUCCGCCCCACCAAUUCCUCCUGAUGCACCCUCCCCGAGGGGACCGAGCUCUCACAGCAAGGGGCUCUCCCGUGGUCCUUCGAUGAGAAGAGGCAACUCAGGAGAAAUCCGUACCGUUGACGACAUGAUCCGCGCCAGACGCGAAUCCCAGGAGAGCAACAACUACGGUGUCCUUCCGCCGCCACCGCCGCCCCCUCCAAUGCUGAAGGAGCUCCAGCACCUCGCCAUGCCUCCUCCCCCGCCACCGGCACCCCUUCCGUACGCCGCCCACAACAACGCGGGUGGUUUUGGAUCCGGCAUGAUCGAGAUCAUCAUGGACGACGACGAGCCCGCUCCCGCGACCGUCGCCGCACCCAUGGACACCACCGUCCCCGUUCUCCCGCCGCCCGCUCCCCCAGCGUCAAAGGGUCACAGUCGCGGCCGUAGCUUCUCUGAGCGUGACAACAGUAUUGCUGGCCGCAUCUCCAAGGCCACCGACCGCUUCCGAUCCGGCAGCCGCCCCCGCAAGGAACCCUCCAGCCGCCCUCGCGGGCAGGAUGACUACGAAUACGCGCCUUACGAGAGCGUGCCUAUGCAGGCGACCUACGGUCGCGAAACUUUGCGGUCUCCCAUCAUGGCGCAGAAAGGUCUGCCUACCGGCCUGCACCAGAGCGAGAUGAUCUAA
Messenger RNA from Colletotrichum spaethianum, 4833 nucleotides. RefSeq lists its product as uncharacterized. NCBI's taxonomy places the organism in Eukaryota, Fungi, Ascomycota, Sordariomycetes, Glomerellales, Glomerellaceae. Gene Ontology annotation, biological process: positive regulation of transcription by RNA polymerase II. Bases 1 to 4833 code for a protein of 1610 amino acids. Gene Ontology annotation, cellular component: nucleus. The transcript has 5 exons. The record is from RefSeq and is a predicted model, not a curated record. Gene Ontology annotation, molecular function: transcription factor binding.